AUGCCUCGUAUCACUACGAACCCGUACAAGCAGGCGGUCCCCGACUUCGGCAGAGCCGCGCAUGCAGCAGUACGACAGCUGGAAAGCCGUGGUGACACCCUGGAACAAGCGGCGCAAUCCCUCGUUGACGCGUGGCGAACCCAAAACACUCAGGAGAAGGAAGCCUGGGAUCGGCAGUUGCGGGAAGAUAGGGAGGCCGAAGAACGAGCAGAGCGAGAGAGGCAGGAACGGGAGGAAGCGGAGAGAGCUGAGGAAGAACGGGAAGCUGCUAAGAACCGACCUAGGGCUCCUAGGUACGGUCGCGACCAGAUGGUAGCCGACUCCGACGCAUCGCAAGUAUCUGCAUACGCCCUCCAGCGACUAAAGCAAUACAAGUUCGUCCACCUAUGGUACUUCGGAGGGGAAGGAAAACGCGAGGCAACGGAAAACGCGAUGGUCGCGUCUGAGGACGUCUUCUACAUGGCCCGGGAUGGUGACGGAGUUGCCCUGCGAUUGUCGUCGUCGGCUUGUGCCUCGAAGAACUGCAAGGAGGACAAAGACCUGGAUUGGCGCCUGUUCACAAUCGCAAAAGCGGGGCUGCUCAAGGAAAUGGGGAACGUAGGGUGGAGCCAGGAAGUUGUGCAAGACUUCGUGGACUUCUUUCACUCCAUCGAAACCCAUUCCAUCCGUAACGAGAAGUACGGUGUUGCCUCUCUCCUGAUUUAUGAGCAGGAAGUGAGGCAAGAAUGGCACCUCACGUACGAGCAUAACCCAAGCAAACUCUUCAACCCGGCGUUGUUCAACGAGGAGCGUCUCCAUCGGAUCAUGCUAAAGUAUCUCCAGAACCAAAUGUAUGAGGCGGCCAAAGCCCGCAGCACGCGCGUUAGGACCCAUGCGCACGGGAAAGACAAAGACGGCACGUACGAACGCGCCAUACGCCCGAGGCGAGAGCGUCUCCGGACGCGACCAGAAUUUUCGUUUUGGCGCCGGCGCGAUCGCCCAUUCGCCGUGCGCCUUAUGCCUUGGAUGUCACCUCCACGACGUGCGCGCCUGUCGGUCUCCUGUGCUUUGGAACGGGAGGACCAAGGCUUACUGCUCGCGUGACGACAACGGGCAUCUCGUUGACCCAAACAACGUCACCUUGUGCAAGAACUUCCAGCUUCCCCACGGGUGCACACGCUCAGC
This is a messenger RNA of Punctularia strigosozonata HHB-11173 SS5, 1164 nucleotides long. RefSeq lists its product as uncharacterized. The coding region runs from base 1 to 1083 and encodes 360 amino acids. The record is from RefSeq and is a predicted model, not a curated record. NCBI's taxonomy places the organism in Eukaryota, Fungi, Basidiomycota, Agaricomycetes, Corticiales, Punctulariaceae. The transcript has 2 exons.